Molecule: messenger RNA, 870 nt
Organism: Lodderomyces pseudojiufengensis
Lineage: Eukaryota; Fungi; Ascomycota; Pichiomycetes; Serinales; Debaryomycetaceae
Gene: SLC1
Product: 1-acylglycerol-3-phosphate O-acyltransferase
Exons: 1
Coding region: 1-870 (289 amino acids)
Biological process (GO): phosphatidic acid biosynthetic process
Cellular component (GO): membrane; endoplasmic reticulum
Molecular function (GO): 1-acylglycerol-3-phosphate O-acyltransferase activity
Source: RefSeq, a predicted model, not a curated record
AUGCCAUCAACUGACGUUUUCAAACAACUCAAGUUCUACUUAAAAUCAAUCAUCUUCGGUUCUCUUAUAGCAGGGUGUGCACUUUAUGGGGUAAUUGCAUCAAUUAUAUUAAGAUUAAUUGGCAAAGUUGAAUAUGCUCAAUAUACAGUAGCAAGAGCCUUCUAUAAUACCUUCAAAUUAUUUUUGGGAGUUGAUAUAAAAAUCGAGAAUGAGGAAUAUUUAAAAGAUUUACCCGCAAUAGUUAUCUCAAAUCAUCAGUCAGCAUUAGACAUACAUAUUUUAGGAAGAAUUUUUCAGCCCGGAUAUACAGUUACAAGUAAAAAAUCUUUGAAAUAUGUUCCAUUUUUAGGAUGGUUUAUGGCUCUAAGUGGUACAUUCUUCUUAGAUAGAUCCAAAUCCGCAAAAGCCAAAAAGGUAUUGGAUGGUGCAUUGACUAGUUUGAAAAAGGAAAAAAGAGCAUUAUUUAUGUUUCCUGAGGGAACAAGAUCUGCUGUUGAGUCAUUACAAUUUUUGCCAUUCAAAAAAGGUGCAUUCCAUUUAGCAAAACAAGCCAAAAUUCCAAUAAUUCCUGUGGUUGUGUCAAAUACAUCUACCAUAUUCAAUUCAAAACAAAAGGUAUUCAAUACUGGAGAAAUUUUCAUUGAAGUUUUACCUCCAGUCUCGACUGAAAAUCUAGAAACCAAUGAAGACGUUACUAAAUGCUGUGAAGAUGUAAGAAAAGACAUGUUAAAAGUUUUGAAAAAAAUUGGGUAUGCAAAAGCGCCUGGUGUCAAACCAAAUGAAGAAUAUUACCCAUCAGAGAAUGAAAAUCCAACUGAUACUGAAGUUGAAGUUAUAAGUGAAGACACACCUUUAAUUUCAGGAGAUUGA